Messenger RNA from Papilio xuthus (Asian swallowtail), 1047 nucleotides. The record is from RefSeq and is a predicted model, not a curated record. Lineage: Eukaryota; Metazoa; Arthropoda; Insecta; Lepidoptera; Papilionidae.
AUGCAAGCUUGUUACCCAAAGAAAUAUCCAAGAACUCACUGGGACACGCUAAACGUAGAUUAUCCCGUGAGAGUUCUCGAACAGAAGGAUAUUUCGAGUGAAUUUAUUGCAAGGAAAUGGAGACCAGAGCCUGAAGUUUUACAACAUAAGACGAAAACUGGUGGAGAUGUUCAAGAAUAUCGUGACAAUUCUUAUAAGGAAUGUAUGCGGUCACAAACAGCACUCGACUAUGGAUAUAAAAUUCCAGAAUUUAAAAGAUUUAAUAAACAUACAUCGUGUGUUGAGAAUGAAUACAUCUAUCCACUUAGUAGACGGGUCGAAGAUCGUCCACCGGCAUGCAAAGUUCACGGAACGACGGAAACGAAAGAAUCUUUUUCUACACCACCAAGUUACAGUCGCUUGAUAACUGAAAAAGAUCAAUUUAAACAUCCAGUAUCUUUAGAAAAUAAGCCGUUAACAAUGGCACCAAGUUGGCAUAAAGAAUUGGAACAAAUGGACACAACUUACGAAGGAUUUGAAAAAUAUUUGGACCCUUAUCUCACUACCAAUAGGCUACAUCAUCGGCCGUACACUGCUGAUCAAUUAAAGAAGACAUCUAAUUCUAAAGAUAUUGUUACUUAUUAUACGUUAGCAGACAUUCCUUGGGUAUGGUCAAGAAAACCAACACAUGACGAUUGGUUCGUACGAGUUAAAUGUCCCAAGACAACAUACGAUAGAGAGAAAUUUAAAGGAGACUUAAGAGAAAUAAGAAUUCAUAAUAAGUUGAAUUGGCUUCCAGGAUCAUUCAGAACAGAAGUAAAAGAUAACUACAAUUUUAGCACACAUCAAAAAGAUAUAAAUAUGGAAAAACAUGACGAAGUUAGCUCCAAAUAUCAACGUGCUAUUGGGAAAUUAAAAACCAAUUCACCUUAUGAAGACGCAAUCAUGCAAGGAACCUAUGUGACGGAAAGUUCUUCUGUAGGAUCAAGGAAACCUAUUUGCUCAGUUUUCGAACAAUGUGUGGAUAAAAAUAAGCGACUUAUAAGUAGAUUAGAGAGUAAAAAAUAA